Messenger RNA from Blepharisma stoltei, 3476 nucleotides. The record is from the annotation of a GenBank genome assembly. NCBI's taxonomy places the organism in Eukaryota, Ciliophora, Heterotrichea, Heterotrichida, Blepharismidae.
AUGGAAGAAGAAUAUGAAAGUGAUUUUGUAUCAGACUCAGGAUCUAGUAUUGAAGAAGUGUCAAUUGAGUUAAAUAAAGAUAAGCCGGAAGAAGAUGCUGAUGUAUAUGAAAGCGAUUUUGAAGCGAGCUCGACUGUUCAUGAUCUUCCAAAACCAAUUUCUACUUUAAGGUAAGCUAAGUUACACUGGGUAUUUAUAGUCCUUUCUUCUGAGGCGCCGUUCUCUGAGAUUAGCCACAAAUGCUGCCCACCGGUGGCAGAGGCAUGUAGAUGGUUUCCAUCUUAGCGAGAGCCCAGUUUCUCAUCAGAGGAUUACCUAAUUUAUCCGUCCCAUGAGGAUGCUGCCGAAACAUUCGCCUAUGCUGCGUAAACUCUGGGAAUCUAUGCCAGAUCGCCAUUUUCAUCAAGCCCUUUUAGACUGAAGAAAUUCGUCCUUGAGGACCUUGCUUAGCCUGUCUUCCCCCCUUUUACUUGAUCACCUCUAAAAAAAGAACUCACUGUAGACCACUCUGAGAUAAGGCCAGGGUGGCCUUCUCAGAGUGGUCUUCUCAGAGUGGUAUAAAAAAAUCAAAUUAAAGUAAAAAUAUUUUUUUAUAAAUUUAAAUCUUUAAAUCUUGGACAAUAUCAAAUUCAAUACUUUCUCCUUCUUGCCUUUUUAGGUUGCAUAAUUUGAAGCUUUUUACAAUUAUCUCUUCUUCUCUUUAAUUUUGUCGGGAGUUCUUCAUUUAUUAUUUAUUAUAAAAAUGCCCCUGGCCUUAUCUCAGAGUGGUAUAUUUUUUUUAAUGCUAACCGCCCUGAGAUAAGGCCACCUAAAAUUUUACUAAUAAAAUAUGUUAUUUUAUUAUUAAAAUAUUAAUUUUUCUUAUAAUAGUAGACCACUCUGAGAUAAGGCUACCCUGGCCUUAUCUCAGAGUGGUCUACAGUCAGCAGCUUAUGCUAUUAGAGACAGACAAAGAAAUUAGCCUAAGCAGGUAAGUCCCCCCGCCUCUAUCGGACACUCAUCCUGUGCCUGGAUGCUUUUGGUGAAAAGAUGCAAAAAACUCCCGCUCGAGAAAAGCCUAACUAGUGAAGUAGUAUUGGGUCUCUCACUUUGAGGUAACCCAACCCUUGGGCGCCAUUUGCACCAAAAAAUCCAUGUCCUUAUAUACAUAAGGGCACCCGCUACGGGGAGGACAGGCCACCAGCCAUUUUAUGAGUAUAUCAAUUUCUACCUUUAAAGCUGGCAUAGAAACUCAAAAACAAGAAAUAAAUAGGCCGAUCCAAAUUUUAAUUUCUCCAAAAGAUAACAAAGAAGCAAAAGCUACAUUUUUCUUAACUGAAACAAAUGAGGAAUAUCUUUUUGAGAGCAAGUCGAAAUUUAAUAAAGACACAGUAAAAAAAGAAGAAAACGUAGCUUCUCAUAAGAGUUUGCCACAGGUUCCAAACAGAACAUCGCCAAGAAAAGAAACUUUUGUUGAUCUUGAGAGGCAAAACGCAAAUUUAAAGCUUGAACUACAAAUUCUUAAUGGAAAACUAAAUAGUGUGCUGGACGCUCUAUCACGCAAAAAAAAUUAUUCGAAAAUUUAUGAUAGCAAUAGGACUGCCUACGAUGAAUUAAAAAAUGCACAAAAAAUGCUAGCAAGCUAUAAAAAGGAGUACAGUAGAAUGGAAGCUAAAUUAAAUAAAUUAAUGAAGACUGACUAUUUGCCAGAACUCAGGCAAAUUGUAGAGAGAAAAAAAGAAAGAUUGAAACAGCUGGAGGAACAGAAAAUAUCACUAAAUCGAAAACUGCAUAUCGAAAAUGUAAAAGUUCAUGAGCCUGAUGUGCUGAAAAAUGCUGUGGAAGACUAUGCCCAUUAUACUAAUAAAAGAAAUGAAUUAGCGGAUGAAAUAUCUGCAUUAGAAAGCGAAUCCGCAAAAAACCAAAAAUUGCUUGAAGAAACAAAUUAUACAGAGUCGGUACUAAUUCCCCCUGCAAUAAGCAAUUUCUUUUUUGUUCAUGGGUUUUUGCAAAAAUUUUUAAAUGUGAAUAGAUUAUAAAUUGCUUAUUACUGGGGGUUCUCAGAUAAAAAGUGAAAAUGCAAUUUAUGGGCUCAAUAACAAACAAUUUUCGAUCUAUUAUAUUAAAUUUACUAUUUAAAAAUUUUUGUCAAAAAUAUGAAUAAACAAGUAAUUGCUUAUUAAUGGUGCAGAGUGAGCGAAAAAUAUAAAAAACUGCAAGAAAUUAGUGAAUAUUAUGAAAUAGACUUGAAAAAAUCACAAAAAGAAAAAAAUGAGAAGCUGCAAAAGCAUUAUGAAAAAUUGCAAUUAACUUUAAAUGUAAAAACAAAAUGUUAUGACAAUGAAAUUAAAAUUUUGGCACAAAGAGAAACCGGGCUACAAAUAGAGCUGAAAACGUUAGGAGCCAGCCAAAGGGAAAUGAGUUUGGAUUUAGAAAAUUGUUUGAUUAAAUUAAAACAAUUGAAUAAUGAAGCUAAAGAGCUAUUGAAUUCAUGUAAGGGGACAGAUUUGGAAUCAAUUUUUUCUAAUGUGGAAAUAUAUGAAGAAACUAAAUUAGAAUCCUUUUUGCAGCAACAAAAUAGCCAAGAAUCCGUGAAAAAGCAUUUUAAAAAUCCGUCAAAUAUGGAACAAAGUAUUCCUCAAAUUUCCAAAACUGUUGAAAAAAAUGCAAUUCCAGAAUUUUCAUAUGCAAGCCCUGCUCCUCAAGAAAAAAAAUCAGCAAUUAAUUCAAAACCAAUUUUCGAUAUAAAAACUAAGCCUGAUUUCAAUUUUCGUAUAAGCCCAGACUCAAAAGACUUUGCUAAUAGUCCUCCAUUAGAAAUCAAAACUGAGCCUUCUUUGAAAUCAAAUUUGCAUAUUAAAGAGCCAGAUUUUUUGAAAGGUUCCGAGCCAUCUUCACUUUUUGAGACUCCAAAUACACAAGUAACCGAAAAAUCAUCAAAUAUUCCAGACUUUCUGAAGCCAGUUGAAUUGAUUCCUCCGAAAAAAAGCAGUUUUAUAGAAAAAGAAUUUAAAUUUGAUAAUUAUAACACAAAUAAAAAAGAAGAUGCUUUGCGGAACAAUAAUGAUUUACCUGAUUUUUUAAAACCAAAAGAAAAUCCUAUACUUAGCCCAGUGAAUCAGGGAAAGCUAUUAAGGCCUCAUGAUGGUGAAUUUCAGGAAGAAAAAAAUUUAAUUAAAAUUGAAGAAACUAAAAAUAAUGGCCCAUUGAUAGGGAUUGCAUCCAAAACUGGAAGAGACCGCUCACAUCUAUUUGAAAACAAAAAAAAUGAUCAAAAUGUUGAUAUUAGAAUCCCGGAAAAUAAAGAAAUCAAUUUGGAGUCUAAUAAUUCAUUUGCUAAAAGACAAAGACCUCAACCAUUUGUAGAUGAGUAUAGCAAUUCUCAUAAAAUGGAUCCGCCAAAGGCAAUAUGACUAAGCGAUUUACAAUCAAAUGUAUCUACAAGCACACUCAGCUCAAAAGCUAAGCCCAUCCCUGAUUUUUUGGCUGAUCUCUAA